AUGCCCGGCGUCCCCGGAGGACAGGCCGUCGGAGACGCGGAGCCCAAGGGGCCGGAGGAGCUGCGGCCGCUGGGGGCGGGCGCCAGGAGGGUCCGCGCGAAGUACACGUGCAAUCCGGGGUACACGGACGCGACGGACUGCUUCUGCGUACGGUUUUCGCCCGACGACCAGUACCUCGCCGCCUCCUUCUCGAACGGCGCGGUGCACGUGUUCGAUGCGGCGACCGGGAAGCAGGAGUUCGUGCUCAACGCGCCAAGCGAGGCGGAGCAGGGCAAGCUCAGCGCGCCCCUGCCCACCACGCAGCUGCGCUGGCGCCCACACUCCGCGCAGUCCAAGACGAAGAGCGUGCUGAUCUCCGUCAACGCGGAGUUCGACGGCCAGGUCUUGCACUGGCACAUCAAGUCGGGCAAAUGCUUGCACACCAUCACCGAGCGCGGGAACCAGCUGUUCUGCAUCGACUAUUUCAGCGACGGGAGCCAGUUCGCCACCGCUGGUCGCGACCGAAUCGUUCGCAUCUACGACGAGGCCACGAAACGGAUGACGCAGGAGCUGUCAUCAGGGGAUUUGAAGGAGUCCGCAGGGCAUUCCAAUCGGGUCUUCUCGCUCAGUUACCACCCCACCGAUCCGAACAUAUUGAUAUCUGGCGGCUGGGAUAACACGGUGCAGAUGUGGGACGUGCGCCGGGGCCACUCUAUCAGGUCGCUCUGGAAUUGCUACAUAUGCGGGGAUUCAGUGGACUUCUCGAACGAUGGCGCACGCAUCCUGACUGGGUCGUGGCGUCCUGAGGACGCGCUCCAGAUCUGGGAUACGGGCACAGGCAAGGUUAUCGAGACAGUGGACUGGCGCGCCUCCACGGGGCAGACGUCGAUGCUGUUUGGCGCGCAGUUCAGCAAGGACCCGGAGAGCAGCAUGAUCCUCGCAGGGGGGUCCCAAGACAACGAGGCGAAGUUCUUCGAUUGCUCUGGCGGCCAGACAGCAACGCCCUUCGGAGCCCUCGUGAACCUCAGGAAGCCCGUCUUCAGCCUGGACUGGUCGCCCAACUCGAAGCUGGCGGCGAUCGGCUGCGCCGACGGGCAGGUCCGCGUGCUGGAGGUCAUGUGA
Prorocentrum cordatum is the source of this 1101-nucleotide messenger RNA. Lineage: Eukaryota; Dinophyceae; Prorocentrales; Prorocentraceae. The record is from the annotation of a GenBank genome assembly.